Erpetoichthys calabaricus (reedfish) is the source of this 1229-nucleotide messenger RNA. It is a transcript of the gene c9h9orf78, whose product is annotated as chromosome 9 C9orf78 homolog. Gene Ontology annotation, cellular component: spliceosomal complex. The record is from RefSeq and is a predicted model, not a curated record. Gene Ontology annotation, biological process: mRNA splicing, via spliceosome. NCBI's taxonomy places the organism in Eukaryota, Metazoa, Chordata, Cladistia, Polypteriformes, Polypteridae.
CAAACUGCAAACGUCUCACUGCUGAAGUUGCAGAAACUUAAAGCACGCAGACAUGGCACCGGGGAAGAACUUUAGGAGGGAGAAGGCGGACUCGGAUGAGGAAGAUGACGAGCAAGUCACACAAGAAGUAAGGUCCAAACUCGAUGAAGCAAAAGAAGUUCAGAGUCUCAGGAAGAAGCAAAGUGGCAUCAGUGUGGCAGCGUUGCUGGUGGGUGAGAAGCUCCCCUUGGACGCAGAGAUUGAGAACGACCCCUUCAAACUGAAGACUGGCGGAAUUGUGGACAUGAAGAUGGUGAAGGACCGGAAGAGAGGCCUAAAUGAAGACGAGACAGACCUGAACCUUGGCACGUCAUUCUCAGCUGAGACAAACCGACGCGAUGAAGAUGCAGACAUGAUGAAGUACAUCGAGACCGAGCUGAAGAAGAAGAAAGGCCUGGUGGAGUUAGAAGAGCAGAAAAUCAAGGAGAAGAAGGCGGAGGACCUCCUCUACGAGCUCCCGGAGAACAUCAAUGUCUCGUCUGCCAAGAAGACCGAGGAGAUGCUGUCCAAUCAGAUGCUGAGCGGCAUACCGGAGGUGGACCUUGGCAUAGACGCAAAGAUCAAGAACAUCAUUUCCACCGAAGAAGCGAAGGCCAGGCUACUCGCUGAGCAGAGGAACAAGAAGAAGGACAGCGGCACCUCGUUUGUGCCAACGAACAUCGCCGUCAACUACGUUCAGCACAACCGCUUUUACCACGAGGAGAUCAACGCGCCGGCAAAGAGAAACCGCGAGGAGCCCAAACCGCGCCCGCUCCGCGUGGGAGACACCGAGAAGCCCGAGCCUGAAAAAUCGCCGCCCAACCGCAAGAGACCAGCCAAUGAAAAGGCCACCGAUGACUACCAUUACGAGAAGUUCAAGAAGAUGAACCGGCGCUACUGAGGGGUCCCUGCUGCCCGUCUCUAGCGUUUCAUUCUGUACGUUUUGGGACCCCUUAGUCUCGCCAGACGCCUUCUCCACGCUGCUUGACACCGUAGCACCCCAAUAUACUAAAAGUGAUGCGGCGGACCCCCAAAGGUGGUGACGUGCCAGGCGGGGCGAUGCAGGGGGGCUUUGUGUGAUCCGGCCUCGCCUCUGUCUGUCUCUCUGUGAGUGAGAGGAGGAGUAAAGGCUACUGAGGGCGAGGCCGUGCCAUCCUCCGUGCAUGUUGCUGGCGUCUGUUUCUUUUGUAUAAACGUCUCCCUUGUCACCA